This is a messenger RNA of Anopheles merus, 803 nucleotides long. It is a transcript of the gene Dh31, whose product is annotated as diuretic hormone class 2. The record is from RefSeq and is a predicted model, not a curated record. Lineage: Eukaryota; Metazoa; Arthropoda; Insecta; Diptera; Culicidae. Gene Ontology annotation, biological process: body fluid secretion. Gene Ontology annotation, molecular function: diuretic hormone activity; G protein-coupled receptor binding. The coding region runs from base 225 to 575 and encodes 116 amino acids. The transcript has 6 exons.
AUGUACACCUAGCACGACUUGCUGGUGUCCAAAGAGUGCUGCAACCACGUGGGCUGGAACAGGACUCGAACGAUUUUCCCUGCACAAGGAUCUCGCCGUUUGGUGUUUGGCGCUUUGAAAAAUCUCGGAACCUGCUGCCGUGGUCGUGGUGGUGUAGAGCGCAAGGGUGGUGCCGUCUUCUGUCCUGGUGGUGCAACGAACGAGCAGCCCUCAACAGCAACAUAAUGCAGUUACGCAGAGUUACCGAAGCGUCGUGGGCGUCGGCCAUCGCGUUGACGAUCCUGCUGCUGGUUUUCGCCUCAACAAUCGACACAACAUCCGCCCUCAGUUACCGAGGCUACAAACAGGAGAUGAAGGAACAGCCCGACGAUGUACUGAUUGAUCUCAUUGCACGAUACGGUCACACGAUGCUAAGAGCCAAAGAUGAGCUAGAGAACUCCAAACGAACGGUAGACUUCGGACUUUCACGCGGAUAUUCAGGCGCCCAGGAAGCGAAACACCGAAUGGCCAUGGCGGUCGCCAACUUUGCCGGCGGCCCUGGGCGGAAACGAAGGUUCGAAGGAAUCAUGCUGUAAAUUACUGACCACCGAUGCGAGCCGAACCACCAUUCCUGUCAUGUUAUCAUGAAUUCACGUGCAAUACACGACCACAGUGUGUAACGGGAUGCAAAAUCGACGAAAAUAAGCCUCACAACACAAUCAAUUCGAGCAAUACAACCGCUUUUUGUCUUCUGUCUAUUGUUGAACGUAGAGUUUAAAAUAAAUUAAAGCCAGUUUUGAUAGAAAUGUAUCAAUGAUGAUGUA